AUAUAUAUACUGGGUUCGCUGUCUUUUAGGUAUUGAAACAUCGAAUGACUUUGAUAUUUACCAACCGAGUGAUUUGGUUAUACGUGUUUCUGAAAAGUCAAUUUACUACAAUUUUAGUCAUUGAAAAUCGGCGUUCAGUGGUCUUAACGCAACGUGCAUAUCGUCGAAAAUAUCGAGGCAAACAGCCACCGUCUGACAACACUAUCCGUCGUUUGGUUUCGAAUUUUCUUGCGUACGGGACAGUGGGAGAUCGUCAACAUACUUCAUCAACGACCUCUUGGUCAUCUUUGUUCCAAUGAAUUGGUUGAAGCGAACCCAAAAGUGUCGUAUCGUCACCGCGCU
Molecule: messenger RNA, 342 nt
Organism: Acanthoscelides obtectus
Lineage: Eukaryota; Metazoa; Arthropoda; Insecta; Coleoptera; Chrysomelidae
Source: the annotation of a GenBank genome assembly